AUGUCGUUGACAGCUCCAACAUUAACCCCAGAAACGUCACGUCCUGGCUCCAUUGUUGGAACACCAGAACCACCUAUACUAGAUCAAUCCCAUCUCAAACCAGGUCACAAAGCCUCGUUGCUUUCACACGCACAAACACUCGAACUAUAUCGACAAAACGCCAAAAAAACCAAUGACCCAGAACUUCAACUCGAAUUCGCCGCUUUCAUUAUUGAUGCCUCGGAUGCAAUGACUGAGGACUCGAAACAAAAGGAGGAACUAUUAAAAGAAGGAAUAUCUCUGGUGAAAAAAUUAGCGGAUCGAGGUCACGCAGAAUCACAGUAUUACCUUGGAGAUUGUUAUGCGAGGGGAAUUGGCACAUCAAAAUCUAAACCUGAUUUCGAUAAGGCAUUUCCAUUGUUUGUCCAGGCUAGUAAGCAUUCUCAACCAGAAGAGGCAUGUCGUGCUGCCGCAUAUCGUGCUGCCAUGUGUUAUGAACAUGGUUGGGGUUGUCGGAAAGACGCGGCAAAAGCGUUAAAAUUUUACAGAAAAGCAGCCCCAGGUCACGCUGGUGCAAUGUAUCGACUUGGAUUAGCCGAAUUAAGGGGAGAACUAGGAUUGUCAAAGAAUCCACGCGAUGGGUGCAAAUGGCUAAAAAGAUCAGCUGAUGCUGCCGAUGAAGAAUUUCCACAUGCAUUAUAUGAACUCGCUGAGCUUCACGAACGAGGCUUAGAGAAUACGCUGUUUGUAGAUAUUGAAUACGCAGUACAAUUGCUUGUUCGUGCUGCGGAACUGAAUUAUGCACCAGCGGCAUUUAAACUUGGUGAAUGUUAUGAAUAUGGGAAAAUGGGAUGUCCUCAAGACGCAGCACUCUCGAUUCAUUACUACACAAUAGCUGCACAACAAAAUCAUAGAGAAGCUUGUUUCGCAUUGGCCGCGUGGUAUUUGGUGGGUAGUCCGGGUGUUCUUCCACAAAGUGACGCGGAAGCGUAUCUUUGGGCAAAACGCGCGGCAGAACAGGGAUUGCCGAAAGCAGAAUAUGCUGUUGGAUAUUUUACCGAAGUUGGAAUCGGUGCAAAGAAAGAUCAGUUGGAUGCAAAUGUAUGGUAUCGUCGUGCUGCAGAACAUGGGGAUAAACGAGCUCAACAACGAUUAAAAGGUGUACCCAUUGAUGAGAAAACACCAAGGAGACUUUCCGCAGAGGGGCGGGUCCCCAUACUUACUUCUAUUACACAACCUCCGUUAAUUUACCGGCCGAUCUAUGAGGUCGGGCCGGGUGAUUGGCCUUACGAGGUAACGGAGAACCUGUUAUUAGAAAGAGGCUAUGGAAAAAUCAACUCCUCCAUCCCCUAUACCCCCACUACAGCCUACGAGAAUACACCAGCAACUAGGCCACUCCUGAAGAGUGGCACAAUUUCAAGAAAUAAUACCCAUAAAAGUAUUCAAAGUAAUAAAAGUAAUAUUAUUAAAAAGACACGAGCAGCAUUAAUAUUCUCACGUAUUAAUACUAAUAAUUCAGCAGUGGCAACUGACGGAUCAAAGACAUCAGGUUCUUCAAUACAUACACCAGUUACACCUUUAACACCGACUGAUCUGCAAGCGGAGAAGCGACCACAUGAAGUUAUAAUUCCGAUAGAACCAACGAAAAGAAUAGAUAAUAAAAAAUUGCAAGGACAUUCACGUUCAGAUUCUAAUGAUAAACGGGAUUCAAAGAGUUCAGAAGGUUCAUCAUUACCAUCAUUACCAUCAUGGGCAUAUCGAUUUUACACGUCGGAUUCCGCAGACAUUCAGCCAGAUGCUUCCACUUCACGUGCAGGAGCGGAAAUGGAAGAACAAUCGAGGAGAUUACAAGAGAAUAAAAAUAAUGAUGGUUUACAACCUAAACGACAACCAUCACAACCAUCACGAAAAAGUAUGCGAUCAUUUCUGACUCCAUCUCAACGGCAAUCGUCAUCAAAUGAAAAUAGACAACGGCUGCCAUAUCGUAGAACAUUAAUAAUAGAAAAAGAACCAUUUAUUUCUUGUCCUGUUGGCUCGAUAUUCUUUUUGUUUGGAUUUUUGUUGCCUCCGUUAUGGUGGAUCGGAUCUAUAUUUCCGAGACAUGUGCAAUAUAAAGUUGAGCGUAGAUGGCGAAGAUACAAUAGAAUUAUGUCAUUUAUUUCGUUAUUUUUAAUUAUAUUAAUAUUCGGAAUGGCAAUCUGGUAUUGGACUUCAUAUACAUCACCAACAUUAGAAGAAGAAGGAUAA
This is a messenger RNA of Ambispora gerdemannii, 2226 nucleotides long. Lineage: Eukaryota; Fungi; Glomeromycota; Glomeromycetes; Archaeosporales; Ambisporaceae. The record is from the annotation of a GenBank genome assembly.